GCGCUCGCGCCGCGCCACACUUCCUCAAUCGAGUGUAUCACCGAGUGGAAAAAAAAGGAGGCGACUCGAAAGAAACGAGAGAACAACUUUGCUCCGUGAGUCGGUGAAGGUACAACGGACAGUUUGCUGGACGAGCUGACUUUGGGGACUUUUCACCAUGCCUCCAUUCUUGAGGAUUGCCUUCAACUCGUUCGACCUGGGUGCCCUGCCCCCUCCGGCGGACCCCCCUUUUUGUGCAAUCAAGAUGAAGGAGGCCUUGACAACAGCAUCCUUCCUUCUUUUUUCCCCCCCAGAACGUGGUAAGACUCUAGUUCAGCGGAAACCCACCAUGUAUCCAGCCUGGAAGUCCAGUUUUGACGCACACAUCUACGAGGGCCGUGUGGUUGAAGUGCUCCUGAUGAAGACGGCCGAGGAGCCCCUGGCUGAGGUCACGGUCGGCGUGUCCGUGCUUGCCGAACGCUGCAAGAAAGCCAACGGGCGUGCUGAAUUCUGGGUGGAUCUUCAGCCUUCUGGGAAAGUGAUGAUGGCAGUGCAGUACUUUCUAGAGGGGUUGGAGUCUGAGAGCAAACAAGCUGCAAAAGAAGAAGAGGCCCCCACCCUCAACCGUCGACGAGGUGCAAUCAAGCAGGCAAAGAUCCACUUCAUCAAGAACCACGAGUUCAUCGCCACCUUCUUCAGGCAGCCCACAUUCUGCUCUGUGUGCCGAGAUUUUGUCUGGGGACUCAACAAGCAAGGCUACAAAUGCAGACAAUGCAACGCAGCCAUCCACAAGAAAUGCAUCGACAAAAUCAUCGGCAGAUGCACUGGCACUGCCGCAAACAGUCGGGAUACCGUGUUCCAGAAGGAGCGCUUCAACAUCGAUAUGCCGCAUCGCUUCAAGAGCCACAACUACAUGAGUCCCACCUUCUGCGACCACUGUGGGAGUAUGCUGUGGGGUCUUGUCAAACAGGGCCUGAAGUGUGAAGAUUGUUCCAUGAACGUUCACCACAAGUGUCAUCAUAAAGUGGCCAACCUUUGCGGCAUCAACCAGAAACUACUAGCGGAAGCGCUUACACAAGUCAGCCAGAAAUCCUUCACCCGCCGCUCUGAUCCGAACCUUGAUCAAAACCUCUCUGAUAUCGGAAUCUACGAUGAAGUUAAUAAGCUUUCUGAACUGGAUAUCAAUGAGUCAACCCAUUAUAGCAGAAUAUGGGAUGGCUCGGGCCCGCGGCCUCAGACUCGUCUGACACACCUCACUCGCAUUAACGUGGACGACUUUGUCUUCCACAAGGUCCUGGGGAAAGGCAGCUUCGGCAAGGUUCUCUUGGCAGAACUGAAAGGUCGGGAGGAGUACUUUGCCGUGAAGGCCCUGAAGAAAGACGUGGUGCUGAUGGAUGACGACGUGGAGUGCACGAUGGUGGAGAAGAGAGUCUUAGCUUUAGCCUGGGAUAACCCUUUCCUCACACACCUUUAUUCCACCUUCCAGACGAAGGAGCAUCUGUUCUUUGUGAUGGAGUAUUUGAAUGGAGGAGACCUCAUGUUUCAUAUUCAGGAAAAAGGACGAUUUGAUCUUGUCAGAGCCACGUUUUACUCUUCUGAGAUCAUUUGCGGCCUUCAGUUCUUGCAUUCCAAAGGGAUCAUUUACAGAGAUCUAAAGCUAGACAACGUGAUGCUGACUCAUGAGGGACACAUCAAAAUCGCCGACUUUGGCAUGUGCAAGGAGAACGUUUUUGGAGAGAACCGGGCCACGACUUUCUGCGGUACACCUGACUACAUAGCUCCCGAGAUCUUGCUCGGCCAGAAAUACUCUUUCUCAGUGGACUGGUGGUCCUUCGGCGUGUUGCUGUACGAAAUGCUCGUGGGACAAUCGCCGUUCCAUGGAGAUGAUGAGGAUGAGUUGUUUGAGUCCAUCCGCAUGGACACACCUCACUAUCCCCGCUGGAUCAAUAAGGAGGCCAAAGAGCUGCUGGAGCGGUUAUUUGAAAGAGAUCCCACACGCAGGCUUACAAUUCUGGGUAAUAUACGUUUGCACUCCUUCUUCAAGUCCAUUGACUGGCAGGCCUUGGAGAACAGGGAAGUGGAGCCACCCUUCAAGCCCAAAGUGAGAGCACCGAACGACUGCAGCAACUUUGAUCGGGAGUUCCUGAGCGAGAAGCCUCGCCUGUCCCACAGUGACAAGAACUUCAUAGAUUCCAUGGACCAGUCGGCAUUUGCUGGCUUUUCUUUCAUGAACCCCAAGAUGGAGCUCCUCUUAGAGAAGUAACUCCUGAAUGAACAGUGAGACUGGGUUUACGCACCUCGUGUUUAGGUGCAGUUCACUUAUUGUGUCACAUGGUUAAACCUGCCAAAUAGCUGGUCCACCACCAGAAUUUGCGGCACCUAAUUUUAAGCACAAAUUAUUCUCCUUGGGUACAAGUAGAUAUUUUUUAGAACAUUUGGAGGCACUGUGUUUAUUAAGCCUGAUGUGUUUGUGUGCAUGUGUCUAGUUAUUGUGUAGCCUGUAAGAAAUAAUAACGGUGGUAGGUUGAAAAUUCUUAACAUUCCAUUUUGUGUCACUACUGCCAUCUUGUGUCAGCAAUGCUUGCUUUAAUGUACAGUACAUAGAUCUCAAAUCAAUCUUGUUGUAUUCAUCUUGAAUUUUAGAUUUUAAUAAUUAUUGUUUGAACACAGAAUUGCCCCACCAGUCUUCCAGAGCAGGGGUGGGCAGCCUUUGGCUUGUGGAUCAUAAUACAGAGCAUUUGAUCUGGUAUGACAUAUAGUUUUCUAAAAAUAAAUAAAACCACCAAGGAGGUGUUAUAAAAAAAUACUUGAACAUUAAUGUUAUGAAUCUAAAAUAGUAAACAUUUGCUUAAUCUUACCUGGUACUUUCAAUUCACGUGAGCAUAAAAUAAAUGAAUGUAGCUCGACUUCAAGCAUCAGUUGUUGGAAGUAGAUGAAAUUGUGUAUAUAGAUUAGUGUAUAUUGGUGUAGCAUGUAUAUUGGUACGCUAUGUAUGUAUUUUUUUUACUGUCUCCCAUCUUUUACAUCUAAUUAAAAAACAUCAAACCCUCCAAACCA
Molecule: messenger RNA, 3036 nt
Organism: Hippocampus comes (tiger tail seahorse)
Lineage: Eukaryota; Metazoa; Chordata; Actinopteri; Syngnathiformes; Syngnathidae
Gene: prkcda
Product: protein kinase C, delta a
Exons: 18
Coding region: 158-2242 (694 amino acids)
Biological process (GO): protein phosphorylation
Molecular function (GO): diacylglycerol-dependent serine/threonine kinase activity; ATP binding
Source: RefSeq, a predicted model, not a curated record